Messenger RNA from Manihot esculenta (cassava), 864 nucleotides. RefSeq names its product putative disease resistance protein At5g05400. Bases 1 to 864 code for a protein of 287 amino acids. The record is from RefSeq and is a predicted model, not a curated record. NCBI's taxonomy places the organism in Eukaryota, Viridiplantae, Streptophyta, Magnoliopsida, Malpighiales, Euphorbiaceae. Gene Ontology annotation, molecular function: ADP binding; ATP hydrolysis activity. The transcript has 2 exons.
AUGGAUGUUGUGACUUGUAUCACUGGAAAAAUUGGAGAACUCUUGGAGCAAGUUAAAAUACUUGAAGGAGUGAGGGAUGACGUGCAGGUAUCUGUUGAUGCAGCAAAGAGGAAUGGUGAGGUGAUCAGAAAAGAGGUUCAGAAUUGGACAUCAAUGGUUGAUGGGAUUCUAUCAGAGGCUAACAAACUUCUUGGAAAGGCUUCCAAAGUAAGGUUUCAUAAUUUGGCUUCACGCUAUCAGCUAAGCAGGAAAGCAGAAGAGAAAACAAUGGAAAUUGAAAAACAGAAAAAUGAAGGCAAGUUUGAUAGAGUUUCCAAUCCUGCACCUCCGCCACCAUUAUUGUUUCCAUCUCAAGAAGAUAUUGUGAUUUUCGAAAGCAGAGAACGACAAGUAGAGGAGAUUAUGAAGGCCUUGAAGGACAACAAAACCAACUUCAUUGGGAUAUACGGAAUGGGAGGGGUGGGUAAAACUACCCUGGUGAAACAAGUUGUUAAAAGGGCUCAACAAGACAGGCUGUUUCCUACUAUUGCAAUGGUUGUGGUGUCACAAACCAUUGAUGUGAAAAAGAUUCAAGACCAGAUAGCAGAGAGUUUGGGUUUGAAAUUAGAUGAGGUUAACGAACAAAAUCGAGUAAGCCGGUUGCUGGCUAGAUUGAAGGAAGAGAACAAAGUGCUCAUUAUCUUGGAUGAUAUUUGGGCUAGACUCGAUCUUGCAACUGUGGGCAUUCCACUUGGCCAUGAUCAUGCAGGUUGCAAAAUCAUUGUCACAACACGUCGUAAACAGGUGUGUGACACUAUGGUCGACACAGGGAGUGAGACUGCAAAGGUCAUCCCUAUUAAUAUUUUAUCUGAAAAAGAAUCAUAG